Messenger RNA from Dryobates pubescens (Downy woodpecker), 1708 nucleotides. RefSeq names its product armadillo-like helical domain-containing protein 3. Bases 101 to 409 code for a protein of 102 amino acids. NCBI's taxonomy places the organism in Eukaryota, Metazoa, Chordata, Aves, Piciformes, Picidae. Gene Ontology annotation, cellular component: cytosol. The record is from RefSeq and is a predicted model, not a curated record. The transcript is spliced from 3 exons. Gene Ontology annotation, biological process: regulation of Golgi organization.
AUGGGAGGAACUACUUGCAGAGCUGUGACUCCAUGUGCACUAACUGGGGCUGGUGGGGAAUUUCUGCUGCAUCCCUAAGCUGUUCCUGAGACCUCUGAAAAUGUCUCUCUUUUGUUUCAGAGCCAUCAUCAAUCACUUCAACCCGAAGAUAGAGUCUUACGCCGCAGUGAAUCACAUAUCGCAGCUCUCUGAGGAUCAGGUUCUGGAAGUGGUGCGGUCCAACUAUGACACGCUGACCUUGAAGCUGCAGGACGGGCUGGACCAGUACGAGCGCUACUCGGAGCAGCAUAAAGAGGCUGCCUUCUUCAAAGAGCUGGUGCGGUCCAUCAGCAUCAACGUGAGGAAGAACCUCGCUUUCAACACCCUGAGCCAGGAGCUGCUGCUGAAGGAGUUCUCUACAAUCUCUUGAAGCUGGGCCACAGCCUCUGCGCAGGGCUGAGCAGAGACGGGGCCUGCCGGGGCAGGGACACCACAGAGCUGCAGCCUUCCCCUGCAGGAGGGACUGUGUUUCUUGCAGGGGAGAGCCUUGCUGUUGUGUGUUUGAUCUGACAGGCAUGUGUUUGAGCAGGGAUGAUUGGCACAUUGAGGAGGAAGCUGUUUUGUGAGGUGUCAUGGGGGUUGGCAGCCGUUCCUGUGACUUAGCAGUGGGAGAUUCCCUCUGCAGCCCCAGAGAAGAUGCACUGGAAACCUUUGCAGCAGAGCUGGGAAAAGCUCACAGCCAAAACAAUAAAACUGGUCCAGCUGUGUGAGACAGUUCUGCACCGAGAUCUCACAUCUGCUCUGUGGGGGAAGCUGUGAUCCCAGGGGAGGGCUGUUCUUUUCUGUCAGCCCAGAUCAGCCUGCCCUCCUGCCGAUGCAGGAACGGCUUUGGGGUAUAAAACCUUUCCCCAAGGAGCAUGCCCUGCUCACUGCUGGCUUCUCCUGUCAGAAGGUGUCACUGGAACCGCGGCCUCGGAUUACUGGAGAAGAAGAAACUGUGUCACCAAGGCCGUGUGCUUACAGGGUUCUGUCUGAGCCACUAUGCAAAACUAUGGGGCAUCAAACAGAGCACUUGGAACUGAAGACCAACUCUGCCUGGGGUCACUGUCGCUUCUGGUAGCCCAGCUCAUCUCUGCUAUUCCCAAGGCUGAGGGACAUUUUUAGAUGCUCCUUUUUCAUGGGACAAAUGACAAGCUGAGUCCCUCCCCACCACUCCCCUUACUGCCCACCAGAGACUGCAUUGCGACAAUCCUCCUCUUCCUCACAGGAUCAUCUGCCUUGCACCUGUUUGCAAGUGCCUGGUGACCUUCCUGAAGUAAGAAGUCCCUUUGUGUGUAGCACACAAUUAAAACACAGGUGGAGAAAUAGUUCACUUCACUUUCUCACUUGCUCUCCCCUCUUCACCAAGCGACUUGCAGCGCUGUAGCCUACUGAGAGCUUCUGUGGGGUAAUUCUCUCAAAUUAAUUGGGGGUUAGUUUCAACCCAUCACAGCUUCCUAAGGAGGAGCUCCAGGAGGAUGUUCUGGGGCACAAGGAGACCUAUCUGUUCCAGGAGCAGUGUUUCAAAGGUGCCCAGGUCAGAGGUGCUGCGUCAGGCUGCCCACUCAGGAAUAUGCACCAUAAAGACCCCUUCCCUCUUCGUGCAUUUUCAGCUCCCAGCAUUGAUGCUAACAUCUGGCCUGACUUGGUGGACUGAAGCAGAGAAGUUAUUUACAUCCCAGAUCCACUU